Myxocyprinus asiaticus (Chinese sucker) is the source of this 888-nucleotide messenger RNA. RefSeq names its product interleukin 6 (interferon, beta 2) (gene il6). Gene Ontology annotation, biological process: T-helper 17 cell lineage commitment; immune response; neutrophil differentiation. The transcript is spliced from 5 exons. The coding region runs from base 17 to 733 and encodes 238 amino acids. The record is from RefSeq and is a predicted model, not a curated record. Gene Ontology annotation, cellular component: extracellular region. Gene Ontology annotation, molecular function: cytokine activity; interleukin-6 receptor binding. NCBI's taxonomy places the organism in Eukaryota, Metazoa, Chordata, Actinopteri, Cypriniformes, Catostomidae.
AGACAUCGUACAAAUCAUGCUCAACUUAAUGAUGCCAUCAUCUCUGAAUACAGUCUCCCUGUCUCUCACACUGGCAGUGUUCAUCAGUGUUAUGGACGCAGCGGCUCUGUACAGCAGUAUGGAAGAAUUAACCGAAACAUCAGGGGAUGAACUUCAGGAUGUUGAUAUUAAGAGUCCUCCAACCGGAAAACAGAAAUGGCACCUGAUGGCACAAAAACUACACAAGGACGUGGAAACACUGCGAGAUGAACAGUUUGAGAAAGAUUUCAAAGAAAUGGUGAAUAUGACUUCAUUUGAAGGUGUGAAAAUCAGCACUCCACUUCUCAAAGCCUCAGAUGGCUGUCUGUCCAGAAACUUCAGCACAGAAAGGUGUCUAGGGCGCAUUUACAGUGUUCUGACAUGGUAUAAAGAUCAUAUGAGUUACAUUGAGAGAGAAAAUCUGACCUCAACCCUGAUGAACGAUGCCAAACACAGGACGAAACGAUUGCUGGAUUCCAUUAACAACCAGCUCAAGCUGAGAAAUAUACAGGUUGAAGGCAUCUCCAGCACUCCUCUACCUGUCGGAUCGGCGUGGACGCGCAAGACGGCCGUGCACUCCAUCCUGUUCAACUUUACCAGCGUCAUGAUCGAUACAUGCAGAGCGAUCAAUUACAUGAGCCAGAGGAAAAGUGGACACGGUCACCACGGUGAAGACAGAAAGAGACCCAGUGAGUUCGUCUCAGGGAACAACUAACUACAGAAGCACAUCAAACAAUUAUUUAUUUAAUAUUUAUAAUAUAUAUUUAUUAGACUACCACCCUUGGAGUUGUGAGUUUGAAUCCAGGGUGUGCUGAGUGACUCCAGCUGGGUCUCCUAAGCAACCAAAUUGACCCGGUUGCAAGGGAGGGU